This is a messenger RNA of Musa acuminata AAA Group (dessert banana), 1122 nucleotides long. Its product is annotated as RING-H2 finger protein ATL1-like. Lineage: Eukaryota; Viridiplantae; Streptophyta; Magnoliopsida; Zingiberales; Musaceae. The transcript is spliced from 2 exons. The record is from RefSeq and is a predicted model, not a curated record. Bases 1 to 900 code for a protein of 299 amino acids.
AUGGAAAUGCAUCCAUCAACGGCGUCACAUCUCUCUCUCACACUCGGGUAUCUGCCCUACCUCGAAAACCUGCUGCUGCUGUUGCCGGUGUCUCCAUCUCCGUUCUCUACGAAUGCCAACCAAAACAGGCAUCGUCCCCCCGCCCUUAUCCCUUUACGUGUAUGUGUCUAUAUAGGCAAUAUUGACCACCCAAAGCAGCAAGAUCAACCCAGACGAAACCCAAAAACCCCAGCCAUGAAACCCGGCAACCGCAGACUGCUUCCGAACGGCAGCAGCCCCACCCCACCACCUCUCCCGGCAGUACCGGGCAAAGCCGCCGCCCAGCUCUACUCGUCCUCCAAUUCCAUGGCAGUGACGGCGCUCAUAAUCCUCCUCGCACUCUUCUUCUUCGGCUUCUUCUCCGUCUACGCCCACCGCUUCGUCUCCGGCCUCCGCCGCUCCGAAGCCCGUCGCUGGCGCGCGCGUCAGCAGGCGGCCCGCCGGCAGAGGGGAAGUCGCUUCGAGGCCGCCUGCGGCCUCGACCCCUCCGCGGUACUCGCUCUGCCGGUUCUGCGCUACGUCGGCGCGGGAGAGGGGGUAGGGAAGGAAGGGUGCGUGGUCUGCCUCGGCGAGUUCGAGGAGAAGGAGUGGGUGAAGGUGAUUCCCCGGUGCGGCCACGUGUUCCACCCGAGCUGCAUCGAUGCGUGGCUGGUGUCCCGUGGGUCGUGCCCGAUCUGCCGCUGCUCCGACGUGUUCGCCUCCUGCUCGACCUCCAUUGUCCUCGGGGUGGAGGCAGAAGGAGCGGCAGCAAAGGAGGCAGGUUUAGGGAAUAGGAGCUGCAGCUGCCGCUGGAGGGGAGAUCAGGGAGCGGAGAAGGAUAAGAAGGCGGAAGUGUACCUGCGGCGCACCUGCAGCUCGUGACGGAGAGAAGUACGUGUGUUGGCAGACCAUGUAAGAAUCAAUCAUCAUUUGCAGGCGUUGCUAUCGGAAGCAAUCACCCGCACUCUGCAACGUGUGCAAUUUACGCCCGAUGUGGACUAGUUAUUUCUAAACCUUUGGGUCAAGACAAAACAGCUAUGAUAAACAUCAUCAUGUUUGUAAUCGUUAUCAUUCAUCAGUUUCAUCAUCAUCAAGUUCAGUUCA